AUGCCUUACCUGGGGCCUGACAUGACAACCCGGCUAUCCGCCAUGUUUUACACGGUCGAGGUCGGGGACACCAAGUUCACCAUCCUGAAGCGCUACCAAAAUCUCAAGCCUAUCGGUUCAGGUGCGCAGGGGAUAGUAUGCGCGGCGUAUGACACCGUCACUGCGCAAAAUGUGGCAAUUAAGAAGCUAUCUAGACCCUUUCAAAACGUGACACAUGCGAAGAGGGCCUACAGAGAAUUCAAGCUCAUGAAGCUCGUCAAUCACAAAAAUAUAAUUGGUCUUCUCAACGCGUUCACGCCGCAACGAUCGCUGGACGAGUUUCAAGACGUGUACCUGGUGAUGGAGCUGAUGGAUGCAAACUUAUGCCAGGUGAUCCAGAUGGAUCUGGAUCACGAGCGCAUGUCGUAUCUUCUCUACCAAAUGCUGUGCGGCAUCAAGCACUUGCACUCCGCCGGCAUUAUUCAUAGGGAUCUAAAGCCGAGCAACAUCGUUGUGAAGUCCGACUGCACGCUGAAGAUUCUUGACUUUGGCUUGGCGAGGACCGCUGGUACCACCUUCAUGAUGACGCCCUAUGUCGUUACACGGUAUUACCGGGCGCCCGAGGUGAUUUUGGGUAUGGGUUACAAAGAAAAUGUGGAUAUUUGGUCGGUGGGAUGUAUCAUGGGAGAAAUGAUACGUGGUGGCGUACUCUUCCCGGGCACGGAUCACAUCGAUCAAUGGAACAAAAUAAUCGAGCAACUUGGCACUCCGGCCCAGGAGUUUAUGCAACGACUACAGCCGACCGUCAGAAAUUACGUGGAGAACAGGCCGCGAUAUCCGGGCUAUCCCUUUGAGAGGCUAUUCCCGGACGUUCUGUUCCCUUCAGAUUCCUCGGAGCACAAUAGAUUAAAAGCGAGCCAAGCCAGGGAUCUAUUGUCGCGCAUGCUCGUGAUCGACCCGGAGCGACGUAUUUCCGUCGACGAGGCGUUGCUACACAAUUAUAUAAACGUCUGGUAUGACGAAGGCGAAGUGAAUGCGCCUGCACCAGGCCCAUACGAUCACAGCGUGGACGAGAGGGAACACACGGUGGACCAGUGGAAAGAGCUGAUCUACCAGGAAGUAAUGGAGUAUGAAACAAGCCAUAAUCCCGCGGCGGUUGCCCAGUCAUCAGAGACGGCUGGGAGCCGGUAGAUACCGCGGGGUAGCAGCCCACAUGCAUCCGCGAACCCCUUCUCGUUGAGGAAGCAUCCGGACACUUUGACUUAUUGCGUAGACGUCGCAAAGGCAUCGUAGUGAGAUGGCAGGAAGGGAAACCGGGGGAUGAGAACGAGACAGAAGGAAGGCAGACAGAAAAGAAGAUAGAUCGACGUCCGCGAACUGAUCUCCCUCUGACGAUCUUUUAAAAGCAGGAAAGAAACGCGCGGGGGAAAGCGAACAAAAUAUCGAGGCUUACUCUGUCGAGCGUCGCAGGAAGGCAACGGUUGAUCCUUCUCUUUCUUGGACGACGUGGACAAAUGCUCCAUCAGAAAGUUAUCGAGAAAUGCUUCGGAUAUCCUGGAGAUCUCUCGUCAUUCUCCUUGCGAUUACCGGAGCUAUGGGAAUCGAGAAGGAUCGCGAAACACGCCGCGAGACGCGUCAGGAUCGAAAAGACUUGAUCCUUUGAUCAGAGAGAGAAAGAGAGAGAGUGGAAGAACGAGCGAACUGCCUGAACGAAGAAGAAAUCACCGCGUCAUCGUCCUCUCAACUACUGCCAGCCUGGGUUGUCGGACGAGUCUCUUCUCUCUUCCCCUCGGUUCACGCGUCUCAACACCUCGCGACCACCGGGAACCUAUAGAGCCUCGAUCCACGGCGCGAUAUUUCUGUCUCAGUCUCCGUCAUGUUAUUUUUUGUGGUGUCCACUUGAUUUUCUCCUUGCGAGUUUCCGAUGCUCGAAGGUGUUUCUGAUUAUCCACAUCGUCCCGCAAUCUUGAACGACACUCGCCAUGCAUUCUUGUAGCAAUAAAAUCGAUGUGGAAGAUAAACGAUGUGGAGAUAUCACUCCCGUGGCACGGUUUUCAGGUUUCACGACGAUCGCAGACUCGAUCGUUCCUGUUAAUUUCUCCGAAGGAAAGGAAAGGCUUGAACGAUCGAGGGUGCGCUCGAUCGCCCGUUGCGACCGGCGGAAGGACUGAUCGAGCGCGUUUAUCGUUUGCGCGCGAGCAAGUACAUAUACUAUAUAUUUUUCGUACCAUUGUUAAGCACACACACACGGGAACACACAUGAUUCUGAAUCACGUAUAUCGUAACUUUAACGCGAAACUAUUCUACGCUCUUUUAAGGGAUUUACGGGGUACAAAGUUUACACCAUGAGGUGAUAAGGGUGAAAUUGAUCACAGAGCUUAUAUGGUCGCUCGAUCGUCCUGUUGCGGGCAAAGCCGGGCGAUCGCCCAGAUGACCCAGACCUGACCCUUCGGUAGGAAGCCGGAAGUCGCGCGGGAAGACAUAAGUUAGGUAUAAUCGUUAAUUUCAUUCAUGUGACUCCGUACGAUAAGAUACGCGUGUCGCGCAGUGCGACGAAGCGCGUAACGCGCCAGGGAAAUCGCGUCACACGCCGAGUCUCGAAGCUGAUCGUGCUCUCUUCGGGGGAAGGAAGCGCGAUCGGCGAGGAGGGAGUAGGAUUUUUGUACAUAAUAAUGAUAAUUAUUAUUAUUGCGAGUCCAAGUUUGCGCUGAACGGGAAAUGUCCGCACGAUCUCGCGUACGAUACCGAGUUUUUCGUAAGCGUGCAAAAACCUUUUCGUUCGGACCUACGCGUCUCCGCUCUGUGUGCUUUUGUCUCGGUCGUUAUCAGUGCCAGUAGAGAUAUCACUUCGCGAUCUAUCAUGAUGUUUCGUAAUUUGUAAUUUCCUUAGCCGUAGUUGGGAUCGGUGAUGAGAGCGUUGAUUAGUUUUAUCGAGUCGAUACGGAGAGCGAGGGAGGAAGAACUAGUGCAAUGCCACAACGAUCGAUCCUCGUAACGGCGUAAUCGGGUUACGCUAUCAUUGCGAUCCCGCAAUUACCGAUUAUUACGCUUUUUAAGUAGGGCGGUAGCGAUACCGCUUCACGUGCAAUCUCGCGUGCAACGUGCGACGCGAUGGACUCACGGUGCUUAGUACUUUUGCAAUCGGCGAAACGAACCGGGGAGGAACCCGAUGAUAACUCGACGCAAUAAUCGGUGGAAGGUGAAGGUAACAAUCGCAAUCGCGUGCGGCAGAUCGAGAGCGGCGAUCUCGCUUAGUUCGCGCGAAGUAUUCCCAAAGGCGUUUAUUGAAUUUUUAUUCUUUUUAUUAGAUCGUGUGAAUUCGUACUGUAUAGACGAGUAUAUAGUAUAAAAGGGGAGGUGUACCUCCUCAUCUCUCUCGACAGAGUAUCGCGAAGCGACCGUCGUAACGAUGAACGCGAGGGUGGACCGGGUUGAGGGAGCCGACGCUGAUGAUGAUAACGACAACUACUAUAUGAGAUAAUUGUAUUUAUUACGAGAGGAGAGGGGCUAUACAAAUAAAAUACCGAAUCGACGAAUGAUGAUGAAGAGUAAUUGUAUAAUGUAAACGUUUAAAUUUUUAUUUUCCACGACGAUAUAGUUAUGUGAAUAUAAUUGCUACAGUCCGAUCCAAAUAUAAUCAAGCUUUUGUAACACUAAUUAUAAUAAAAAAAAAGUCUAAUGACGAUACUGCUGAUAAUUACACGUAAUGUAUCGCACACACACGAUUAAGGAACAAGAAAAUAUUAUAUAAAAGUACGAGCUAGAUAAGCGAUCUCGUUUUUGCGACGUGUACGGAAGCGGAGAGCAGUGCGCCAAAAAUCUUUACAAAUUCAGCUAGUUGCCGUCGCGCUGCCUGGACACGCGACUGUCCCUUUUUCCCCAUCAACGCAUUUUUCUCUCGCAUAUUGUCUGACACUGUGUAUAUCCCCAUAUAUGCGUAUUGCGAACGAGCUUGUGACCGUUAUGAGACUAAGAAGAAACGCUGGAACGCCCUUGUGUCGCGCUAGUUUCGAGCUCUGUCCGCAAUUUGUUGCCAAGAAACAUUGUACAUUCACGGCUUGCUGUAUUUUGCAAUAAGGGAGCUGAUGAAAAUUUCCGAGCUCGAGAUGGACGCAGCAACUUUGCGGUGUUCCAAGUGUCGAUCCUGUAAAACAAAAAAUAGACUAAUUAAACGGAUCGUUCUGUGAGAUUAGGUUCCUAAUUGCCAAAAUCGGAGAUUGGUCUCAAAAUUCUGAGCAGAUAAGAUAAUUAAAUCCGAGAUUCUUGGAUCGUCUUUCAUCCUUCGGAGAGGGAUCAUCCGUUUAGCGUCUCACACACACACAUUGAAUAUUACAAAUCACAAAAUUUUCGAGCCACUUGGAUUUUGUAACAUUAGAGACAUAAUUCUCCAGAAUGAAAAUUCCCCCCUUGCCUUUUUCAGGCUCAUACAUCCCCUUCUUUAAGGAGUGACAUUUCACUGCAUUGCUGUGUCUGUUUUGCCAUACCAUUUAUUCGCAGAUUCGUUGCGCAUGUCUCGUCCCGGGAAUCAACGCAUAAUGAGAUAUAUUUUACGGCCCACGCCACCACCGUAAACCGCGUUAAGUAAAGUCAAUUAUAUUUAAUUAACGGACGAUACUUUUAGCAAUUAAAGGCGCACCCAGAUUAUACACCUCUUGGGCAUUGCAUCUGUACACAGGGUAAUUUCUGCGGCCCUUCAUGUGCGUGUACUCACAGGGUGACUCUCGUUGAACUUAAGCGAAAGACAAGAGACAAACCAAACAAAACAAAUUAAGAGAAACCAGAACUAAGAAAAAAGUUGUAGCUGUUCCAAUAGUGCGGAUGAUGGACAGGAUGAGCGACAAGGGAGAGAAAGUGAGGGAAUGCGUGCGUGCGCGUGAAAGAGAGAAAGAGAUACAACUAUUUUUCCAUUUAAUCAGCUAAAAAGAGCCUUUUUCUUCGCACAGUGAGCGCGCUGAAGGGAAACUCGGUGAACCGUGAUUCCUUGAAAAUUUCGUCCAGCUCCUUCUUGAGCCAGCACAAUCUUUUGAAUCACUUUCGAGAAUCGCUGAAUCGCUUGCGACGUUUCUUUCCCGUCUGCGAUACAAGAGAGAGAGAGAGAGAGAGAGAGAGAGAGAUAUUGAGAACAGACAAAGAUUUUGUAAUAUUCGCUACGAUAAUCUCCCCGCGGUAUAUUUGUACCUAUCGUAAUUGAGAAUUUCUAAAGAUUUUUGGAUAUACGCCGUGUUAGCGAGAAAGAGAGAGAGUGAGAGAAAGAAUGGGAGAGAGUGAGAGAAAAAGAGCGAAAGAACGCGAAGAUAACUACAUUCGCCCGGUUUCGGAAACGUUAUCACUUUUAUCGAACGGGGAGGAGGGGGCACGGCCCGGAUCACACCGCAGGACAUCGUCCUCGAUGAACAAACACACACACACACACACAUACAUACAUGUAGCAGUCAGAUACACCACACGCGCGCGUGCACGCACGUACACACAGAUAACACACUGUAAUGUAGUUUCGUGGCAGCUCGUACUACGUUCUUCUCGUUUCCAUAGUUAAAGCAAACGUAGUAAGCGAUAAUAAACGGUAGCGAGUAACGAUAAACAAGUAAAGUAACGAUAACGAUAACUUAAUAAAUAGUAAAAGAUAAUAAUAGUCAAAAGAGAAGAAUAAAAACAAAAGAAGAGACGUUGUACGCGGAGUGUCGCGUAGAGGGGUGGGAAAGAUGAAUGGUGGAGGGCUCGCCCGGUUAAUUACCUCGCGAAAGCCGCGCGAUGACUCCCCUAUUUCCGGUGUAUCGAUCGAUCGCAAAAUCGGCGCGAAACUUACCUUAACUCACUUCUUUUCAAUACGUAGAAAAAGAAACAUGACUGUAUACGACGAUUGUUAGGAUCCGGUGAGCGCGCUCGGAACGCGCAACGUCGAUAGCAGAAAAGAGGAGAAAGAAGGAUAUAAAAGCGAUCAACGCGAUUGUGUCGAGCGAGAAGAGACUGUAGAAAAUAGCGGGUACCUUUCAGUCAUGUGCCUUUGACACCUUCGGAAGAGAAACCACACUGAUUAACGCACUCGAGGCCGAGAAACGAUGAGGGAUACGGAUGGAGAACCUAAAUGGAGACGUUACCUUGAGGGACUUCCUGAAUCCCUUCUCUUCACGGCAUUGAGUAUUUCCUAUUUUAUCCUGAAUAUAUUCGCGAGACGAAGGAAAAGUGGAGCUCCCUUAAAGUAACGUCUCCAACAGUUGACGGAAUCCAACAAUGUCGGAGAUGCAAGAAAAGAGAAUCAGAAAUGAAUAUUAUUAAUGAAUAUAUUGAAAGAGAAAUUUCUUUUUAGUUUGCUAAUUAUAAUUAAUCUCCUCUCGCUUAAAUCCCUCUUUUCUUCUUUUCUCUUGCUCGUUUUUGCGUUUUUUGCUCAAUAUCAUAUCGUUAUUGAACUCCUGAUGAAUCACGAUGCAUGAAGAGUGAAAAUAAUCCGUAAUUUGUGACAAUACAAUCGGAAGUUUCUAUUUUUAAGUCCUUGAUUACAGUUAACGCUGACGAUUAUAUUUUCACCGCAACUUAAUUAAAUUUAAUCUCGAUUCGUAUAUCUUUUCGCGUCUCGGCCUCGCUCGUUCGACGCACCUUCAAGAUUAUGGAAACCAUGUUGCGCUUUCGCGGGCAGGAUCGAGUCUUCGAUUCGCGGUGAUCUCGGUGAACGUGUCCUGGCGGCCGCCAAUCGCUUCCGAAACCAGGGGAAACAGACUCUACGUUAUUACACACAUACAAUAUACAUAGAAUCUAGAGUAACAGAGAAAAGGUAUGAGACGGAACUCGGCUGACAGAAGCACCGCGAUUGAAAAUAUCGUAGCGAGAACGAGAUGAGCGUUAAGGGAUACUAACUAACGAUUAAUAAUGAUAAAUCGUUUAAAGAGCGGGUGAGUGGCACAUGAGCGAUAAUUCUCUUUUUUAACGCGCGAUGAGGGAGGGCGGGAUAACGUGUAACAAAAGCGGAUUAUUUUGAACGACGACGACGACGAUCGACGCGUCGAGCGAAGCUCGGUUUGGGUGGGCAAGGGAAAAAUUAAUUAAUGAAGAGAAACAAACUAAUAAUGUCCAUGUUGCUAAACUUAGCGGUGAGAUAGAUAUCGCGCAUAGGCGAGACGUCUUAAUUUAAAAGAAAUUAGUCCUUAAUAUAGUGAGAAUGACAGAGAGAAAGGGAGAACGAGAGGGUGAGAGAGAAUGAGCGAGAGUGAGAACGAGAAAGAGAGAAAGAGAAAGGGAGAGAAAGAACAUGCAUACACACCACAAACACACAGGACAGCGUAGCGUCUGCGAUAAAAAUCACUUAGGAUAGACAUCUAGAUCGUUAUCGUAUCGAGCCCGUUCCUUCGUAUGUAGAACAUAGCGCGGAAAACGCCGAUGAUUCUGAGUGACCGCGAGGGCGGUCACUUCCGGUAAAGGAAAGAAGCGCUCUUCCUCCAGCGAGCGUCGUUUCGUCCCGCGAGAACAAGGACGCGGUGUGUGGGGUGGAUCGAAACGGGAUGAUCAGAACGAUUUCGUUAAGGGCUCGAUUCCGCGGAAUGAUCGUUACGAUCACAGAUACUCCGAUUGUUCCGCGGGAACAAUCCAGCCUGAACUGAAUCGAUGUCGAGGCGACAUUUCCAGAUCACAAGCGAUCGCGACGGCUCUACAAUCUCCGCGAAAUUUGAACUCCCUUCGAAAUCCUGAUCCGACGAGCUAACUCGUCGAUUCCGAUUUCGAUUCCUUCGACGCCGGGUCACGGAGAUGGCCCCCUGCCGAUCGACGAUGACUCCCGAGCGAGUUCUCCCUGUCGUUUCCCCUGUUGACAGGAACGGGGGUGGACCAAUCGCCAGAGCAAUAAUGUUACUUUUACCGCUCUUUCGAUCUGUGUGAACCUUCCGUGGUGGAGCUGUGUGGAACUCCGGCCACGUUUUCGUCGAAAUUCCGGCGAAUUGCCCGCGAGAGUAACAAGAGUCGAGAUGGAGUUUCGAUCGACGAUCUAGAGAGAAAUCUUGGCGUAGAAAUUCGCUCGUUUCCUCGCUGACGAUCUCUCGCCGGGACCGAUCGGCGAUCCGGCAGGCGCGAACUCGUUUCCGCGGAUUUUCGUUCUCAAGCUUGGUGUACUCUCGACAGUUUUACCGUGAAUCCCUCUCCGGGAACGAUCACGGACGGGGUGCAAUCGAUCGAGAAGUGAUCCUUCCUCUGACUCGUUUAUUCAACGAGUGUAUCCUUCGAGUGUCACGCAUACAGACACAUACACAGAUGACAGUCAAGAUUCAUACAUUUCCGGUAUGAAGCGACUCCUCGAUCGAGCGUAAAAGCGACCGUGAGUUUCAGCAGGAGUGUCCAUUGGAGAGUUCCACUCUUCGAGGGCUGAUUUUCUGCCGACGAGCGGUCAGUUUCGCUUUCUAGGAGCGGUACUCGACAGAACGACCCUCACGGAUAGCGGAAUCGAGAUUGAGUCGGCAGAGAAUUUCACUCUCCGAUGACGGUUCGCGGUACAAACCCUCGAGAGUGCACCCUGCACAGGGUCUCAGACAAGAAAUUGAGAAAUAAAGGAGAUCAUGGAGAGCAGGGGAAGAAAAGUGACGGGGGCGAAGCGAGUCUUUCUUUUUUCUAGAGCCAACACUCACGGAUACACGGACGUACACAUACACACAGAGUAGUCACGUGAAAAGCGUAAACUUAAAUUAUUAUAAAUACUAUAUACUAAAUUAAUAUUAUUGAAUAUAUACCUCUUCUGUACAUACAAGUAAGCGACAACAAUAAUAAUGAAUAGUAAUUGAUGAUCGUGUACGAUGGACGAACGGUAGAACGGGGCGAACACAAUAAUUGCGCAUUGUUUUUAGCAAAAGAAGAAAAAAAGAAGAAGAAAAUGGUGGCGACCGAUUUAUUAAGUUGUGUAUAUUAAUAAGUACGAUUGUAUUGUAAUUAUACACUUAUACUCGCGGCGAUACGAUGAUAUAAUUGUAUGAAUCCAUACACAUACACAACACACAUACACACACGAACGCAGUAUAAAUAUUAUAAAUACAUUAUAGUAACGACGACGGCGAUGUGAUGGAGAGACAAUGGUGAUUUUUAUUAUAUUACGAUUAUUAUUAUUAUUAAUUAUUGACUAUUACCAUUAUUAUUACGAUCAUUGCGCUAUUAUGGUUGUAUUAUACUGUAUUGAGGAAUAUAUAUACCGAUACGAGAACUUCAUGAGUCCAAUUAGACGUGAGCGUGUGCAACAGUAAGCCGAAGUAAACAAUGAAGAAUAAAGGCGCGUCGUGUUAUUUGUACUUAGAGAGUUGUACCACUUGUAUCUAGGCCAGAUUAUACAAUCGAGGCUCGUCAGAGAUUCUGCCGUGUUUCUUUCCUUCCAAUCUCCAAUCGCUAUCACCGUCGAAACGCUGCAUCGAGCCCCAAAAGGGCUCUUCGAAACGAACAUUCGUCGUGCGAUCGGAAACGACCAGCAAUAUCGAUACCCGAUGAUCUUUUUUAUUCAACAGGCGAAGGGAAGCACGUUUUUUUAUUUAUUUGACGCAAACGUCAAAAUUGUUUCAAUUAAUAUGCGCGGAUGAUAUCGAUGUAAGUAACGUGUAAUACUUCUUCUACAAGAAUAUCAGAUGGUAGCGUGUAUACUAUCUUCGAAGGCUUCGAGUAUCGAUAAUCUGGAGCAUCCUUUGACUUGGGGACUUCGGGACGUAGGAUAAAUUUUUUUCAUCGACAAAAAUCAUCGUCGCGUGUCGUUAGCUCUUAGCCUUUUGCGAAUACACCAAUGUAUCAAAUCGCGUUUUGUCGAUCGAUAACUCUCUUGUUUGCAUUUUGGAUUUUUCUAGGGAUACACAUACGUACCCACAAACACAGACACACACACACAUAUACUGACACAUAUACACAUAUACACAGGUCCGCUAGAAGCGACUUCGCGAAAAAUGGACGAAUCGGGAAAUAUCGAUCACGAUUCUUUAUUUGAGAAGCCGUAAAUUCUUCAGCUUUUAAAUUAAUGUACCAUUGACUUCAUAAUCCUAUAGAUAAUUAUUUCCUACCUUUUUAUUUAUUUCUAUUUGUCUAAUUAAGAAAAUAAAUACAAAAAAUAUUUAUUUUUUUCUAAGAUUAAAUAUAAUAAUGAAUAUUUAUUUAGGUAUUAGAAAAUUACAAUUUUAUGAAUUUUUUGUUAUUGACAAACAUUCAAAAACGGAUUUAUUCUAUAAUAUUUGAUCCUCUAUAUGGAUCCUAUAAAUGGUGCCAAUAUUUUAAAAAUAUAUAAUGAUCAAUAUAACACCAUGCAGGGAAGCGUUAGAAAUUUUUGGUUGAAAUCGAAUAAGAGCUCUUAUUCAAUCCUAUAAAAAUAGCAUUCUCUCGAUUCGCCCGUUUUCUUUUUCUUGCGGAAAAAAACACAGAGGAGCCGUGCGUGUCCUUUAUCGUCUUGGAAAAGACGAGAGAUACGAGAUGCUAGACGAGAGUGAUCUUCUCGCACGUACUUGUCCCGGGAGAAGUCUCGAGAUUCUUUCGAGACCCAAAGAUUUCUCAAUUUGCAAGAGGAAUCGAUCCGUAUAUUAUUUCUUGGCGAGCUGAACCAAUGCUCAAUGCGACGCUGCCGUUGGUCUGAAAUCGAUAAUAAAAGAGAGCUGAUGAAUUACGAUUUUCUUUACCUGUCUGUGUACCUAUAGGCCUGUAUAACGUGUAUAUGCAGAGAGUGAGAAAGUGGAAUAUAAAGGAGUAACAAUAAAAGUGAGAAAAAGGAGGAAGCAGCAACAACACAAGGAUACACACUUUUUAUAUAUAUGCAUGAUUUAUAAGUUUUAAUUUUUAAUAUUAAAGGAGAUAUAUAUACCACACACAUGUUGUAUGUGAAUGAAUUAUUGGUUAUUUAAAUUGAUGUUUUAAAAUA
Molecule: messenger RNA, 10831 nt
Organism: Ooceraea biroi (clonal raider ant)
Lineage: Eukaryota; Metazoa; Arthropoda; Insecta; Hymenoptera; Formicidae
Gene: bsk
Product: mitogen-activated protein kinase dJNK
Biological process (GO): protein phosphorylation
Molecular function (GO): ATP binding; MAP kinase activity
Source: RefSeq, a predicted model, not a curated record